Messenger RNA from Maniola jurtina (meadow brown), 905 nucleotides. It is a transcript of the gene Rho1, whose product is annotated as ras-like GTP-binding protein Rho1. The transcript is spliced from 2 exons. Gene Ontology annotation, molecular function: GTP binding; GTPase activity. The record is from RefSeq and is a predicted model, not a curated record. NCBI's taxonomy places the organism in Eukaryota, Metazoa, Arthropoda, Insecta, Lepidoptera, Nymphalidae. Gene Ontology annotation, biological process: small GTPase-mediated signal transduction; cell migration. The coding region runs from base 157 to 774 and encodes 205 amino acids.
UAUUGCAAUACUGUUUCAUGAACGAAACGAAAGUGCUUGUGAUGAGCAAAGACGAUUAAAAAAAGUGUCGAUAGGUCAAUAUUCCGCAGAAAUUAGCCAGAAUCUUCAGGUAUCUACAAAAUAUAAUAAAUAACCACCCUCGCAUGUGAGGGUACUAUGUGGUGGUGCUGUUCUUCUUCCGCUAGUUCAGGACCGAUGGCUGCGAUACGAAAGAAAUUAGUGAUCGUCGGUGACGGCGCUUGUGGUAAAACAUGCCUAUUGAUCGUGUUCAGUAAAGAUCAGUUCCCGGAAGUGUAUGUGCCGACAGUGUUCGAAAACUACGUCGCCGAUAUCGAAGUGGACGGCAAGCAAGUGGAGCUCGCGCUGUGGGACACGGCCGGCCAGGAGGACUACGACCGGCUGCGGCCGCUCUCCUACCCCGACACGGACGUCAUCCUCAUGUGUUUCUCCGUGGACUCGCCCGACUCCCUCGAGAACAUCCCCGAGAAGUGGACGCCCGAAGUGAAGCAUUUCUGCCCCAACGUGCCCAUCAUCCUCGUGGGCAACAAGAAGGACCUGCGAAACGACCCGGCCACCAUCAACGAGCUGCGCAAGAUGAAGCAGGAGCCCGUGAAGCCGCAGGAGGGCCGCGCCAUGGCCGAGAAGAUCAACGCCUUCGCGUACCUGGAGUGUUCGGCCAAGAGCAAGGAGGGCGUGCGCGAGGUGUUCGAGACGGCCACGCGCGCCGCGCUGCAGGUCAAGAAGAAGAAGAAGACCCGGUGUUCCCUGCUGUAGAGGCGAGGCCUGCCUGACCGGACUCUGCAGUGCGACGCCACACAGUGCUUCCUUCAUACUGACGCUGUCGCGAGUCGCGCCGCGUAGCACGCACACCCACUCAGUAUUCGUGUGGCUCUACUUUCACAAUU